Messenger RNA from Anguilla anguilla (European eel), 2399 nucleotides. RefSeq lists its product as uncharacterized. The transcript has 2 exons. Bases 113 to 1735 code for a protein of 540 amino acids. NCBI's taxonomy places the organism in Eukaryota, Metazoa, Chordata, Actinopteri, Anguilliformes, Anguillidae. The record is from RefSeq and is a predicted model, not a curated record.
CACUGAGUUCCUUAAAGUUCAUGCGGAAACGCGGCUAUAUAAUGAGGAUAAAUACCUGGGGCACCCAAGGAGAAAGCACCACUUGGUCUACUAAGAACCCAAGCAGUGAAGGAUGGGUUUUGGACUUAGAGGACAAGAUAUUGCAGAUGCUAUCAAGCAUUUGGCUACACUUCAAGGGAAUCAAGCAGCCCUGGAGCAGAUUAGGGAAGCCACAACUUCCUGCAUACAUUGGGGAGGUAUUUUACAAGAACUAAUGCAAAAGGAUUCAAUCAAAUAUCUGUUUGUUAGGGAAUUUAAUAAACCUAUGCAAUUGUGCCAAAUUGAAAACAUUGGAGACGAGUUAAGGGCAGGUAAAGCUGUCCUAGUGGCAAUCAAGCUUCCAGAUUGUGACCAGCAUAUCUUUUGUAUCGAGCCCCGAGCAGACGGACGUCGAGCACGCAUUGUACAUGCUUGGCAAGAUGUCCACUCUGUGCGGGCUGAAAGAAAUAUGCCUAUAGAAGAAAUUAUGGAUCAUAUAAAAGGCUUGUGGUCUUCUGACUGUGUUGCUGAUGGAAGUAAGCUACAAAAUAUAUUUAAAAAACUUUUUGGAGCGGAUGCACAGUUCAAUUCAAAUGGUAGGCCAGUUAGACAAAGAAUCUCUUUUGAGACGGUACUCAGUGGCAGGCCAGAACGACCACUAGAUGAAAUUGGCAGCAGACAGCGACUAUCCAGUCUCCUUAGUGAGAUGUCAGAUUGGCAGUCAGGUCGUUUGUCUAGGUCUUCAGGCACAUCCGGUCGUCAGUCAGAUUGUUCCUCCAGUCUCCUUAGUGAGAUGUCAGAUUGGCAGUCAGGUCGUUUGUCUAGGUCUUCAGGCACAUCCGGUCGUCAGUCAGCUUGUUCCUCCAGGUCGUCAAUCAUACCAGAUGAGCCGUUAGCUCCUGUCCCUAGUAAAGUAGGAAUGAUUAGAACGGGCACUGCUGUCGGGGCUGCUCUGGGGUUUGUGUUUGGGGUAGGUGGCGUACUCUGGUCUGGAGAGCGUGACCCCAAAGAAGUGGCGUUGGCCGGAACUAAGUCGACAUUAGGCGGAGCUGCAAGUGGAGCGGCUGGAGCAGCUGCUGCCAAAUAUUUGACACCAACCUUUGGUAGGAUUGGUACUUCAUUAGUUCGUGCCAAUGUUCUGUCAGGAGUUGCAUUUUUUAGUGUAUUUGCAAUUUGGGAUGUAGUUGAAUGGAAAGUGCAUAAAAUCACUGACGUACAGCUGCGUCAGCGUAUGGCAGAAGGAGCAGCGGGAGCAGCAGGUGGUAUCGGAGGUGGUGCAGCGGCUGGGGUAGGCUUCGGUUUAUUGUUCGGACCCAUUGGGGCGGUUGUAGGAGGAAUCGUAGGAGGUCUUGCCGGUGGAAUUGGAGGAGCCUUUGCUGGCAAGGCAAUUGAUGGGGCGAUAUGGGAUGAAAGUGAAGAUUCAGUAAUGAACAUGUACGAAUUUUUUGGAUGGCGUGAUGUCAAGCGAAACACACGACCAGUGAAAACUGCAGAGGAGAUGGGGAAAGCAUAUGAUAAGAAGCUGGAAAGCAGGCCAUCCAAGAUAAAGGAGGAGGACUGGGAUCGAAUCUGCACGGCAAGCAUCAUAGUGCUAUUACAAGCAAUGUAUCCUGUAUUCAUUGACGUAAUGAAAAUGGCUGAUAACCUACAGAAGAACAGAAGUGAUGGUGUGUCUGCCGUUGGAACAGCAAUGUAUCAAUCAAUAUCUGAGGAGUAGCAAAGCCCUUCGAAGACUUUGUUGGUUGAUGAUCAGACUGAAGAAUAAGAAGUGCCAUGGACAUUAUUCCAGCUGGAUCUUCUUCAGUCGGUAACCGGCCAGCCUAUUUUCUGCUAGUUACCAGCUGGAGCACAUUUGCAAUGUUGUGGACUUCUCAAAUGUUAGGUAAAUGAAUUAUGCUAAUUUGGUCAUUAAGACAAAAAAAAUCCAAAAAAACAUGUAACACAGAACAUUUUGCAUGUAAGACCAAGACUCUCCCAGGGUGCUGGCUUUAUUACUUGGAAGACUGCUUAUAUAUGAUUGCUUUUAUUGUGACCUAUGAAAAGAUAAGCACCUCAAAAAUGCUUCCCAUGAUUUAUAUAUGUCUGCAAUUAAAUUUAAACGUGUUAUAUUUUGUAUAAAAUGAAACCAUGUAGACAUUCCGAUUUGGCGAUAAUUUAAAAAUGAAACGUUCCACUUGGAGGUCUCUUUAUUUCUAAAUAAUACAACUUAUAAAGAUGAAUGUUGCACCAUAUACAUUUUCAUUUUUCCAUUUAAGAAAUUUUAACUAAAUUUUCAGACCAAGAUUAUGCUUUUAAGCGCUCUUUGGUAUUUAAAAUUUUCCUUCAAGUUUAACGUGGUGCGAAGGAUAAUUGGUUUGAUUUGAAGACAAAUUGAGUAGGUA